AUGACGCCUCACCGUGACCGUGCCAAUUCUCAGAGUAAUACUAGAUCCCCCGAGCCGAAUCCUAGCCAAUCAGAUUCACAAGAGACUAUCUCCGACCCACAAGUCGCGACAUUCCGAGCUAAGCAGGUUAUUCAGUCACCUGACCAUGUUCGAGAGAGACCUUUCCGUCUUAGUCUGCAGAAGAAAUCAGGGAUUAUAGAUAUUGAGAAGGGUGAUUCAGCAAAAACCAAAGGAACGGUUAAUCCUCCAUCGGCAAGGAAAAGCUUACCUUUUGAUUUGGGUGCUCCUUCCCAGCUCCACUCUCAAUCCCCAGGGAAUGAAUUAUCAACGGGUAUACACCAAGAUUUGAUUGUUAUGAUCAACAAAAACUGGUAUCAGCAGACUUUGGAGGAGGAAGAAGCUGAACGACAAGGAACUCCUCUGGAGGAUAGGUUUACCAACCUUAUCCGAAUAGAGGACCCAGGCUUCAUCACAAAUCCCCUAGAAGUUAUUACUCGGGAGCCUCAAACUACAAAUUCUCACCAUUCGUCUGUCCUAGUUGAACCAGUCCCCACAGAAACUGACGAGUUUCUUCAGGAGGUGGAUAGGGAUGCCAUGGAGUGGGACAAGAACUAUGAUGAUUUAGAUAAAGUAGAUUUGGAAUGGACAGAGGAAGAUGCAGAUGCCUUUAGAGAGGCAGUGGCAUCCGAUUGGGAUCCUACAAAUAUCGAAAUAGAAGAGGAGGAUCUGUUAGGAGGUGAAGUUCAAACUAACGGGGAGGAGAAGGGUGAUCUGGUGACGAUACCUUUGUUGGAUCCCACAAAGUUCGACGAGGGGAAUAGCAGUCGACCUCCUCUCCCUUCUGCUGGAACAGGCCGAUCAAAGGGCCCAAGCAAAAAGAAGGAGAACAAAAACAAAAAGAAAGACCAAAAAAUUAAAGAUAAGGCCCAAUAUGGUGGGCUUCUGGAAAACCAAGGAGCAGCUUCAAGAAAAUUAUUAAAUCUACGAUUUUCAAACUCCCCUAAGUGUCAAAGCACAAAUCCGAUUUCUGUGAAAUUGAGGAAACCACGUCCUGGAUCCACUCCGUCAGGCAGUGAGGGAAACCACUGGCACCAAUCAGAGACGACUCUGGAGGAUCGACAAGGGAAAAAUGAUGUUGGGGAGGGGGAAGGUGAUCCGCCCAUCAUCGCCAAAUGA
Camelina sativa (false flax) is the source of this 1176-nucleotide messenger RNA. Lineage: Eukaryota; Viridiplantae; Streptophyta; Magnoliopsida; Brassicales; Brassicaceae. The record is from RefSeq and is a predicted model, not a curated record.